ACGCAUCUGUAACAGCAUCGUCAAACUUCGGCUCCGCUCACCGCGCGCGGCUGUACACCGUAGCAGAGGGUGGUAAACCUGGAGCCUGGGUGGCCGCCGUAUCAGACACGAACCAGUGGCUUCAGAUCGACCUCGGAACUCUUGCCAUGAUAAAACGUCUGGAUACUCAAGGACGACACGGGGUUUCCGAAUGGGUCAGCAGUUUUACCCUAUCCUACAGUUCAGUGGAAAGCAACUUCAAAUUUUAUGCUCAGAUUUUUAAAGCUAACAGAAAUCAAAACACAAUAGCAGUAAACACAAUCAUCCCGUCCAUAUUGGCCAGGUUUCUUCGUAUUCAUCCUCGCACCUGGGUUAAUGGGGUGGCUUUGAGAAUUGAAAUCUAUGGCUGCUUUGCAGUAAACAUGUAUAUCGAGAAGAUUAUAGACAAAGGAUGCUAUAAGGAUUAUACCGACAGAACCCUUGCGUCAUUGGAGACAACGAGUCCAUUAUUAGAUGGCAGUUAUAUGCAAAGGGCUGCUGCCAUAAGACGAUGUGCAAAGGCUGCUUACGAUUUGCAACUGAACGUUUUUUCGGUUCAAAACGGAGGGCAGUGUAUGGGAGGAAUCGGAACUCAUUUAAACUAUAACAGAUACGGAAAGUCUACCCAGUGUCAAGAGAACGGCCGCGGUGGACCAUGGGCUAAUCAAGUCUAUGAGAUCAAAAGAAAGUGUAAUUUGUCAGAUGAAUGGUGUGAUUGGAUGAGCCAAAAUGAUACAAAAACAAGAUGGAGUCUGGCGGAAGCGGCUGACUUAGUCAAAGCUAGCAAAGCCAUUGCAGAAUUUGCACAUAACUUUGUAAACAAGGAAAAUCUAAAUGACAGACAGUAUGUAUUGGAAACAAGCAAGAACAGGCCACAGCGAAUCACCACUCCGGUCUCAAUAGGGACAAGCAUUAAUGCAAUGACAGUAUGUUAUUGGUUACAGGAUAACUUUGCUAUUUUCUCCCUGAAAUAUGCAUCCGGCAACGACGCUGAGGAGACGCCAUCCUUCAGUUUACAUCAGAGUUUAGUUGGGGUUAAAAUGAAUGUCAAGGAAAGUGUUAUUUUAUCACAUUUGUCCGUGGAGAGAAAUGUCUGGCAUCAUGUCUGUGCCUCAUGGAGUUCUCAAUUAGGAUUCUGGAAAAUUUACAAAGAUGGAAAGCUCUUCGAUUUUGAUAGAUGGCUUAGCUCCGAACAAGUAAUAUCUGGGUCAGGAGUUACAACUAUAGAAUUCCAACAAGGCAAUCAAACGUUCUCAUCAAGAUUGACUGGUGUCAAUAUGUGGGACCAUAAUCUAGGAGUGGAGGAAGUAUAUCGUCUUUCUCUUGGAUGUGGACAAGAAUCAGGAAAUAUUUUGCGGUGGUUUGAUCUGAGGAAUAAAGUGGAUAUGACGGAGGACGAAAAGGAGAUAAAGGAGCCGGCUUGCUCGUAUCGUGAUGGUGUUAUGGCAAUAGUAAGCCAUGGUAUUGCAGAAAGGGUUACCUUGGUGAGUCCGUGGAACAAUAGAUCAGCAGACAAAUAUGGAAGUUGUCUCAAGUUCAGGUUUCUAAUGUUUGGACCUGGUGCUAAAGGAUUGGAGAUUCAUCAACAACUUGAAGAAAGUCAGUGGCCGAUUUGGAAAGAUUCUGAUAACAUGGUGCCGUACUGGCGACAUGGACAAGUUUCCCUGAGUUCUCUUGCGAGGAGCAAGGUUAUCAUUAAAGGAGACAUGGAAAGAGUGCCUGGUUACAUAGCUGUCGGAGGACUGUCUUGGGUCGAUGGGUAUUGUGAAUCUCAGCCUGUUGGAGCAGCCAAUCAAGCAUGUAGAAAAACACUGGUGGCGUCUUCUGGUUUUAUCUUAUCACCUUACUAUCCUGGGUUCUAUGCACCUAAUUCCAGUUGUAAUUGGCUAAUAACCGCGCCAGUUAGUCAUGUGAUACGUCUUGAGGUACUGGAUUUUCAACUGGAGCGUGACCCGCGAUGUGCUACUGACCACCUUGAGGUGACUGAUGGGAACACAGUAGGUGAAAAAAACUUGGGAAGAUACUGCGGAGAUGAAAUUCCGAAACUAAUGCAGUCCACAAAAAAUACACUGCACAUAGCGUUCAGGUCGGACAUGAGCGUCCAACGAACAGGCUUUAAAAUACACUAUUCAUUUAAAGUACAAGCUGAGGAUAGUGCAUGUAGCAGCAAACGAGAUUGCCCAUCAGGCUGUUCGUGCUUCCAGACAACUCUCGGAAAUUUUUUUGUCCAAGGUUUUGAUCUAAGAACUGUUCCGGGAAACAUGCCAUCCUACACAAAAGCCUUGCUCUUUGCAAACAACAGAAUUAACCUGAUUCAGGAGAAAGCUUUUUCAAAUUUGCCGCUGUUGGAGUAUAUAGAUCUCAGUAGAAAUGUAAUUCUGAUGUUAGCUGAUUCUUCGUUUCAAGGAUGUCAGAAUUUAAAAACCAUAAGACUGACUGGAAAUUUUGUCAGGAAAUUGUCUUUAAAUGUCUUUUCUCACCUUCACAAUCUAGAAGUCCUAGAUCUUGGAGAGAACCUCUUAACUGUGAUCCCAGAGGGAACAUUUUCUCACUUGCUCAAUCUUCGCGUGGUAAGUUUGAGGUCUAAUGAAAUAAGGUCUCUGGAGAUGAAAAUGUUUAGCCAGCGGAGUAAUUUAACAUAUCUAUAUCUUCAGGAUAACUUGAUUGAAGUAAUUCCGGACAAAUUAUUCAACAAUCUUGGAAACCUAAAAGUUCUCUACCUGAACAACAAUAAGAUAAAAAGGAUAUCAAUGCACACCUUUGAGGGAUUAAUGUCAUUACACACUCUGUAUCUAGACAAUAACAGGAUAGUGGACCUCCCUGCUGAAACUUUUCAUGCUUUGGGCAGUUUACGAAAACUCACCAUGGAUCAUUUCACCCACUGCUGUUAUGCUGUUACUACAAUUCCUCAAUUACAGUGUGAUGCUCCUGCCGAUGGUUUCUCAAGCUGUGAUGACCUCAUGAAAAAUAAAACUCUCCAGAUAUUCAUAUGGAUUCUUGGAAUCUCAGCAUUCGCAGGGAAUUUGAUUGUGGUUCUUUGGAGAUGUUUCUUGAAAGAAGAUAAUCGCGUUCACUCAUUCCUGCUAACAAAUUUAGCGAUAUCUGAUUUUCUUAUGGGGAUAUACUUAUUAAUAAUCGCCAUUAAAGACACUCAGUGGCAGGGAGUGUAUUUCAAACAUGACUUAUCCUGGAGGACAGGUAAACUGUGUCAGUUCGCCGGCGUGUUAUCCAUGGUUUCAAGUGAGGUGUCUGUGGCAAUGUUGACAAUUAUCACAGCCGACCGACUCAUAUGCAUAGUAUUUUCAUUCAGAUUCAGGAAGCUUUCUUUCAAGCGUGCAUGUUUUUUGUGCACAGUUGUGUGGCUCUUAGGAAUCACGAUAUCCACAGUGCCACUGAUGGGAAUUGAUUAUUUUAAUGACACGAAAAAAGGUGUAGGUUUUUAUGGUCGUUCAGCCGUGUGCCUUCCUCUCCAGUUGUCAUCUGACCGACCAGCAGGUUGGGAGUAUUCUGUGUCUUUCUUCAUCGCCUUUAAUUUCGUGGCUUUCAUGUUUAUGCUUGUUUCUUACAUUGCUAUGUUCGUUAAGGCAAAGAAAAUUGGCGGAGCCGUCAGAUCGACCAACGUUAGAAACGAGACUGCUAUGGCGACAAAAAUGAUGUUCAUAAUCCUCACAGACUUUUUCUGCUGGAUACCAGUCAUCAUAAUCGGAAUAUUAUCUUUAACAGGAAGACUGUAUGAUCCAAAGCAGCUUGUAUAUGUUUGGAUAGCAGUUUUUGUUCUUCCUGUGAAUUCCUCCAUCAAUCCUCUUCUUUACACAUUUUCUACAACCGCCUCCAGGAAAAAGUUGAAAACUCUGACGGGAACGAUGAGCUCAUUUAUAAGAAGAACUCAUUCUUCAGGAGGACGAGGAAGAUUAGAUACACACCUUGAUAUAACAUUGUCAACCGUGACUCCUAACUUGCCUGACAGAAAAACAGCCAUUGGAAAGACUGACGUGAAGAUUAUUGAAUUUUGUGACAUAUUUAAUGACUGCAGCUCCAAUCAGUCUAUGGGAUAUGCUACUUGCUGGGUGGAAAAAGACAGUUUGGAAAUGUGCCUUUUGAAGUACUUUACAAGAUCCAAAGAGAAAGACUGGAAAAACGAAAUUGAAAUUUUAAAAGAAAUAGCUAAAAAUGGUGCACAUGACAACCUGAUUGCAUUCCGCUGGCAUUCAGAAGUGUGUGAUGUCAACAUUGGUUUUCAAAAGACCAAGCUACCAUCCAUAAAGAACGCUAGCUUGUUAAUUUGCUUUGCCUUUGUGUCAAGCACCUCAUUGAGCGAUUUCCUUGACGAAGGUGUUGGAAGAUGUGAACCAACAAUUACCCAACUACUGAUUGUACUUUUGGAUGUUGUCAAGGCUGUUGAACACCUUCACAAAACAGGAAUAUGUCAUAAUAAUAUUUCUCCGUCCAACGUACUCGUUUCCUUCAAUGAAGGGGUUCGACCAGUGAAAGGAGUACUUGGAAACUUUGGACGAGCCUUUUUGCUUAAACAAAAUGACAACUCUUCCUUUUUGCGCCAAGAAGAUCUUCGACAAUUUCGCAAAUUGAUGGAAACAGUUGUUGGUUACAGCAAUUCUGCACGGAAAACAAAUGAGGUAAGUGUAGCAGAGAUUCUUGCACUGUGCAAGGGCAACGAGGACGACACACGAGACGCCACACAUAUCCGGGAAACACUUCAAAGAAUAAGUAGCUCCCUAAAGGAUAGUGCGAGGUUCUAACACAGCCAAGCAUCGCAACGACAAAAUUGUACCUACAGUUGCAUCUAAAUGAGAAUCUCACAAUGCAUGCAUGUAUUAAACAUGAUUUGUUUUCAUGUAAUGACGUAACUAGUAAUAUUUCUACAGUCGAAAGGAACCAUAUACUUUUUUCAACCUUUAUACACUAUUAUGUUGGAUUGUAGAUUAGUCGCAUUUUUUUCCAGUAAUUCCUGUAGUUACACACAGGAUACGUGUUUACGCAAGGCAGUCAAAAUUAUCCAGACAACGCCGAUUAUUUCACUCUUUUGAUCUUAAAUACUCAAUUGAGUAUGUUACCUAAGAACCCAAGUUUUAAGCAAAAUAAUAGAUCUUGGUUUAUUAGAUACUGCACAGGGAAGUUUGUUGAGAAGACGUUUAACCUUUUGACUGAUUAUUAUUAUUAUCAUUAUCAUUAUUAUUUUUUUUAGUUGACUUCUGAUUGCGCCAAGCCAAUCACUGGGUCGAGUCUGUCGACCUCGUUCUGAUUUGUCUGACAAAUAAAGGUCUAUAUCGGACAAAUAUCUCCGGUUGUGUUGAAUGACUUUUCAUUCAAAGAGAUAAUAAUAGAACGAAUGAAAUUUAUCUCCGAAAAUUCUUUGAGGGGGAAACGAAGAGAGGAGAUAUCGUAGUUGCGAAAUUUACCCAUAAAACCUUGAUAACCUGGUAAGAAAUUACCCGACACGACUAUGAGGACUAGGUUGUUUAAACCGGGAUAAUUUACCCUGCAUCUUUACCCCAACAUCUUUUUUAUGACUUCUUCGUCGAUUUACAUUACAUUUUUUUUUAAUAAAAAGAUACUAUCUUUCUAUUUGUGGUAUUAUCGAGUCAUAAAAAUUCAACCAAAACUGCGGCUUCAAAAUGUACCACACUAUAAAA
Pocillopora damicornis (cauliflower coral) is the source of this 5669-nucleotide messenger RNA. RefSeq lists its product as uncharacterized. Gene Ontology annotation, biological process: activation of adenylate cyclase activity; hormone-mediated signaling pathway; adenylate cyclase-activating G protein-coupled receptor signaling pathway. NCBI's taxonomy places the organism in Eukaryota, Metazoa, Cnidaria, Anthozoa, Scleractinia, Pocilloporidae. The record is from RefSeq and is a predicted model, not a curated record. Gene Ontology annotation, cellular component: plasma membrane. Gene Ontology annotation, molecular function: G protein-coupled peptide receptor activity; protein binding.